This is a messenger RNA of Trichophyton verrucosum HKI 0517, 1653 nucleotides long. RefSeq lists its product as uncharacterized. NCBI's taxonomy places the organism in Eukaryota, Fungi, Ascomycota, Eurotiomycetes, Onygenales, Arthrodermataceae. Gene Ontology annotation, molecular function: nucleobase transmembrane transporter activity. The transcript is spliced from 5 exons. The coding region runs from base 1 to 1653 and encodes 550 amino acids. The record is from RefSeq and is a predicted model, not a curated record. Gene Ontology annotation, cellular component: plasma membrane. Gene Ontology annotation, biological process: transmembrane transport; nucleobase transport.
AUGAACCGGAUACUGAAGAAGCUGGAGAUCGAGCAUGAAGGAGGCACGCUGCCAGACCCCUGGAUCAACUUCGACAUCAAGCCCAUCGAGGCUAGACGGAGGACAUGGUCGGCAUGGACAUUCACCACCUACUGGGUUCUCAUAAACUCCAACAUCUCCUCAUACAUGACUGGCAGCUCCCUGAUAGCACUGGGACUACAUUGGUGGCAGGCCAUCAUCGCCAUCGUCAUCGGUAAUCUGCUGGCGACUCUCUUCGUCGUGCUCAACUCCCUACCAGGAGCCUACUACCAUCUUGGCUUCCCGGUGGUCAACAGAUAUGUCUGGGGAAUGUACGGUAGCCAGUUUGUCAUCUGGAAUCGUAUCUUCCUGUCCAUCGUAAAUAGACUUGCUAACAGUGUUCCAGUAUGGUACGGCUUCCAGUCAUACAUUGGAGGACAGUGCGUCUACGUCUGUCUCAAGGCGAUAUGGCCGUCCCUUGAGCAGCGUAUACCAAACCACCUCUCCCCUUCAACAGGGAUAACUACCGCCCAGUUCGUCAGCUACAUUGUCUUCAUGGUCAUCUCCCUUCCGGUUGCAUACAUCCGCCCGCACAACCUGCGCAUGUUCUUCUACAUCUCCGCCUCUGUCGUUGUCGUUCUUGAAUUCGUCCUUCUCAUCUGGGCGUUGGCCACCAUGGGCCCUGCAGGGUUUGGCUCCACAAUCUCAGGCGGAGGGCCAGGGGAGCCAGUCAAGGAUGCUGGCUGGCUCGUUGUGUUUGGUAUCAUCAGUACAAUUGGCGCCAUAUCCGCCGGAAUCCUUAACCAAAAUGACUAUGCUAGGUUUGCAAGGAGGCCCAGAGACGCUAUUCUCGGACAAGUCAUCAGCUUCCCAAUCUCCAGCAUCAUUUGCUCUGUCAUCGGCGUGCUCGUCACUGCCGCAACGCAGAAGAGGUUUGGUGAAGCACACUGGGACCUGCCGUCUCUCAUUGGAGCUAUCAUCGACCACGGAGGAUCCAGAUCGAGAGCUGCUGCAUUCUUCGCGGGUGGUGCUCUCGUCAUUUCUCAGAUCGGCGUCAACAUCCCUGGAAACGCUCUUUCGGGAGGCUUUGACCUCGCGGCGACAUUCCCCAAAUACAUCAACAUCCGGCGCGGCGCAUACAUUACUAUCGCCCUCUCCAUAGCCUGUAACCCGUGGAAACUCGUCUCCACAGCCACUAUAUUCCUCAGCGUCCUGAGCAGUUACGCUGUUUUCCUGGGCCCUAUGACCGGCCUCAUGAUCUCGGCCUGGUUCAUCGUUCACAGACGGAAGCUCAAAGUCGAGGACCUCUACACUGGCAACCGCACCAGCAUCUACUGGUUUAGCCACGGCUUCAACUGGCGUGCUUUCAUUGCAUGGAUAUGCGGAACCGUUCCAUCCCUGCCGGGCUUUAUUGCAACGGUCAACACGGAUGUCCAUGUCCCCGUUGGCUUCACCCGUAUCUACCAGCUCUGUUUCCUGGUCGGCUUCCUAAUCAGUGCAUUCGUAUAUAGCGGGCUGCAUCUGCUUGUUCCCGACAGGAAGCUGCAGGAGUAUGUUUCGACUGCUGCUUCGCCUGCGGUCCUGAUACGGGAUUAUCGAGACAGCAUCGACAGAGGGCAGGGCCUUGUCGAAAACAAGAUUUUGUCCGAUGCAUAG